AUGAUGGCUCUCAGUGAAGCAAACAUCGUAGCCGUUGAGCGUAUCAAAGAGUACCAUGAAAUAAAACAAGAGGCGCCGUGGACAUCAGACUAUCCUCUCAUUGAUGCGUGGCCAUAUGAAGGCGAAAUAGAGUUUCGCGGAUUCAGUGUUCGUUAUGGACAAGAUAAAAAUUGUGCUGUUAGAAAUGCUACUUUUACGAUCAAAGGUGGCGAAAAGGUUGCCAUAGUGGGACGCACCGGGUCCGGUAAAUCAUCUAUCGCCAAAGGCUUGCUUCGGUUAGUAGAGAAAACUGAGGGUGAUGUGUUCAUAGACGGUGUGAACAUCGCAGAACUGGGUUUACACGAGCUCAGAUCAAGAAUUACAAUUAUUCCACAGGACCCAGUCCUAUUUUCUUCCACUCUUCGAUUCAAUGUCGAUCCCUUCAAUCAGUUCGCCGAUAGCGACAUUUGGGUAGCUCUUGAGGCUUGCCAAUUGAAAGAGAUGGUGACAAAGCAAAAAGAUGGCCUUUAUGCAGAGAUCGAGGAAGGCGGAAAGAACAUUAGGUAUCAAAAGCUUAGCUUUUGCACAGCAGGUAAAAUGAGCAUAAACAAAACUUCGAGUUGUGCUACAAUAAACAUCUGCGCUCACAAAGUUCAAGCAAUUAUAUCUGCUUAA
Molecule: messenger RNA, 654 nt
Organism: Cylicostephanus goldi
Lineage: Eukaryota; Metazoa; Nematoda; Chromadorea; Rhabditida; Strongylidae
Source: the annotation of a GenBank genome assembly